UUUCAGGAUUAUGACGAAUAUCAAACAAUGGGUUGAAGAUGAACUGCACAAUAUCCUUGGAUUAUCUGACAGUCUCCUCACUGAAUACAUUGUAGACCUUGCUAAAAAGUCCAAUUCUGUUAGUGAUUUGGUGUAUGAUCUUCACAAAUCAGCUGGGGUUCCUAAAACGGACAAGCUUGAAGAGUUUGCUGGAAAGUUAAUAGGACAAUUACCUAAGAAACAGAAAACAGCUUCAGUAAAUAGCAAGCAAGUUCAAUUGAAAGCUGCCCGUCAGAGUGAGUUAAAGAAUAAAUCAUAUGCAUUUAUACCUGAACCAGAAGUGCCUAAGACAAAAGCACCUAAGAAAAAGUCUCGGAAGCAAAGCUCUGAAUCAGAAGAUGAAACUAUUGUUGUGAAACGGAGAGGAAAGAAAGUUAAGGAACGUAAAAAAUCUGAAAUAUCUCCAGAUGAUGAAUGGGAAGCUGCUGAAAAUGAAAGGGUAAAAGAUAUGAAAGAUAAGGAAGAAUUUGUAGACAGGCUGAAGAAGCGCGAUAAAGGAGACACUCGAAAUGUAGCUGAAGAUUCAAGCAAAAAUCGUUAUGAUGAUGCUAAAAAGACCUUGCAAUUAAAUGAAGAGGAUAAAAAACGGAUGAUUCCUGAACUCCGUAAGCAAUCUCGACGAGAGUAUGCCAAGAAAAGGAAAGAUAUGAAGUUGGAGGAGUUGGUUGAUGACAUUCGUGAUGAAGAGUACCUUUUCAAGGAUGUAGAGAUUACUGAAAGGGAAAGGAAUCAAUUGGAUAGAAAGAAAGAGCUGCUGGAUCUAGCCCAAAGAUAUAACAAAGCAGGAGAUGUCGAAAAAGUGCAGCGAUAUGCUAUGCCAACUGAAAGUGACACAUUUGAAUACUAUAAUGAUCCUGAUGAGCAGUCAGGGCAGGAGCUAGGUCCUAAGGCUGAAAUAAAAAGGUGGGAACAAGAGCAGUUGAAUAAAGCUGAAUUGAAGUUUGGUGCAAAAGCUGGCAAGAAAGAACAGAAGGAGUACGAGUUUCUGGUUGAAGAUGCUGUAGAUUUCGUUCUAGCUGAUACCAUCAAAGGGUCCAAUGAAGGUGCACCAGAAGUUUCUGCAGCUGAAGUAAAAAAGCAGACAAUUAAAGAAUGUCAAGAAUCAUUACCAAUUUAUUUCUACAAAGAGUCUCUGCUUGAUGCAAUUAGAGAGCACCAAGUACUUAUUAUAGAGGGUGAAACUGGAUCAGGUAAGACAACUCAGAUUCCUCAAUAUCUUUAUCAUGGAGGAUUUUGCGAUAAUGACAUGAAAAUAGGAUGUACACAGCCAAGGCGUGUUGCUGCAAUGAGUGUGGCCUCUAGAGUUGCUGAGGAAAUGGAUGUGAAACUGGGAAAUGAAGUUGGGUACUCCAUCAGAUUUGAAGACUGCACCUCAGACCGUACUAAGAUUAGGUACAUGACUGAUGGUAUGUUACUCAGAGACUUUCUCGGUGAACCAGAUUUAGCAUCAUACUCUGUUAUGAUAAUUGAUGAGGCCCAUGAAAGAACCUUACACACUGAUGUACUUUUUGGAUUGGUCAAAGAUAUUGCAAGGUUUAGGCCAGAUUUAAAGCUCUUGAUCUCCAGUGCAACUUUAGAUGCUGGCAAAUUUUCAGAGUUCUUUGAUGAUGCUCCUAUAUUCAGAAUUCCCGGACGGAGAUUUCCUGUAGAAAUUUAUUACACGAAAGCCCCUGAAGCUGACUAUCUACAGGCAGCUGUGGUAUCAGUUCUUCAGAUUCAUCUGACUCAACCUAGUGGGGAUAUUCUCGUAUUUCUCUCUGGUCAGGAGGAAAUCGAAACAGCACAGGAAAUCCUUCAGGACAAAGUUAGAAGACUUGGUAGUAAGAUCAAAGAGUUGAUAAUCUUACCAAUUUAUGCCAAUUUACCUUCAGAAAUGCAAGCCAAGAUAUUUGAGCCAACACCUCCUGGAGGGAGAAAAGUUAUCUUAGGAACAAACAUUGCAGAAACAUCUCUCACUAUAAAUGGUAUUGUUUAUGUGAUAGACCCAGGCUAUUGUAAACAGAAAAGCUACAACCCUAGAACGAGCAUGGAAGCACUGACAGUGGUGCCCAUCUCAAAAGCCUCAGCUGAUCAGCGUGCAGGUAGGGCUGGUCGUGUGUCUGCAGGUAAAUGUUUCAGAUUGUACACUGCUUGGUCCUACACGAAUGAGCUGGAAGCAAGCCCUGUUCCUGAAAUCCAGAGAACAAACUUGGGAAAUGUCGUUCUCAUGUUAAAAAGUUUGGGAAUAAAUGAUUUACUAAACUUUGACUUCAUGGAUCCCCCUCCUGCAGAAACCUUGAUUGUAUCCCUUGAACAACUCUAUGCACUUGGUGCUCUAAACCACAAAGGAGAUUUGACCUUGACUGGCAGGAAAAUGGCAGAAUUCCCCCUGGACCCGAUGAUGGCCAAAACCUUGAUAGCUUCAGAGAAGUACGGUGUUGUUGAGGAAGUCAUGACUAUAGCAUCAAUGUUAGGAGUGAACAGUGCUGUAUUUUACCGACCAAAAGAUCAAGCUGUUCACGCUGAUAAUGCGAGAACCAACUUCUUUUCUCCAGGCGGUGAUCAUUUGUCUCUGCUGAAGGUUUAUGAGAAUUGGGCAGCUACUGACUAUUCAACACAGUGGUGUUUUGAGAACUUCAUUCAGCACAGGUCGAUGAAACGUGCUCGGGCAAUCAAAGAUCAGCUUCAAGGCUUGCUCGACAGAACCGAAAUCGAUCUGCUGUCAAAUCCCAUGGAACAUGUCGGAAUUAGGAAAGCCAUAACAUCGGGUUACUUUUACCACACAGCGAGGUUGACAGCUAAUGGACUUUACAAAACUGUCAAACAUCAACAGAGUGUCCACAUUCACCCUAAUUCUAGCUUGUUUGAAGAACAGCCUAAAUGGGUCAUAUAUCACGAACUGGUUCUCACUUCUAAAGAAUUCAUGAGACAGUCGAUAGAGAUCGAGAGUAAGUGGUUGGUAGAGGUAGCCCCGCAUUACUACAAAGAAAAGGAUAUCGAAGAGAAGAAAAUGCCAAAACAGCGUGGGAAAGCUAAAGCUGAACUGGGUUGACAGUUUUAAAGAGACUUGAGUUUGGGGUUCAAAUAUGCAGCGUUUGGUAUUUGGGUAUUGUGUUCAGAGGUUUAGCCAAACUGCAUCGAAAUAUAGUGUCCUCCGUGAGCGACGUUUUCAUAAUUCAUAUUUUUAUUUAUUAUGUAUUCAAUUUGUUAACUUUUAAAGAAUAUUUUAAUUCUGUUUCGAACUAUA
Bolinopsis microptera is the source of this 3265-nucleotide messenger RNA. Its product is annotated as pre-mRNA-splicing factor ATP-dependent RNA helicase DHX16-like. The record is from RefSeq and is a predicted model, not a curated record. The transcript is spliced from 2 exons. Bases 11 to 3070 code for a protein of 1019 amino acids. Gene Ontology annotation, molecular function: RNA binding; helicase activity; ATP binding. Lineage: Eukaryota; Metazoa; Ctenophora; Tentaculata; Lobata; Bolinopsidae. Gene Ontology annotation, cellular component: catalytic step 2 spliceosome; intracellular anatomical structure.